ACAGGUGUGAAAGGAUUGCUGUUGUAUUACAAUCAUGGUGCAAAAAUACCAGUCAACAGUGAGGGUGUACAAAUACCCCUUCAAAUUAAUUAUGGCUGCCUAUGAAAGGAGGUUCCCUACGUGUCCUUUGAUUCCGACAUUCGUGGGAAGUGACACUGUGAAUGAAUUCAAGAGUGAAGAUGGGGCUGUUCAUGUCAUUGAAAGGCGCUGCAAGCUGGAUGUAGAUGCACCAAGACUGCUGAAGAAGAUUGCAGGAGUUGAUUAUGUUUAUUUUGUCCAGAAGAACUCACCGAAUUGUCGGGAACAUACUUUGCACAUUGAGGCUCAUAAUGAAACAUUUUCCAGUUGCUAUACUGUUCACCCAGAAAAUGAAGAUUGGACCUGUUUUGAACAGUCUGCAAGUUUAGAUAUUAAAUCUUUCUUUGGUUUUGAAAGUACCGUGGAAAAAUUGCAAUGAAACAAUAUACCAGCAACAUUAAAAAAAGGAAAGGAAAUCAUUGAAUACUACCUUCGCCAUUUAGAAGAAGGCAUAACCUUUGUGCCCCGUUGGACUCCGCCUUCCAUCACUCCCUCUUCAGAGACAUCUUCAACAUCCUGCAAGAAACAAGCAGCGUCCAUGGCCGUUGUCAUCCCAGGUGCUGUCCUCAAGGAGGGGCUGAGUGGCGAUGCCCUCAGCAGCCUCAACACACCUGAGCCCGUGGUGGGCACCCCUGAUAACAAACUAGAUGCUGACUACAUCAAGAGAUACCUGGGCGAUUUGACUCCACUGCAGGAGAGCUGUCUCAUUAGACUUCACCGGUGGCUCCAGGAGACCCACAAGGGCGAAAUUCCAAAAGAUGAACAUAUUCUUCAGUUCCUACGUGCACGGGAUUUUAAAACUGACAAAACCAGAGAGAUCAUUUGUCAAUCUUUGACGUGGAGGAAGCAGCACCAGGUAGGCUACGUUCUUGCUACCUGAACCGCUCCACAGGUCCUUCAGGAUUACUACACGGGAGGCUGGCAUCAUCACGACAAAGAUGGGCGGCCCUCUGUGUGCUCAGGCUGGGGCAGAUGGACACCAACGGCUUGGUGAGAGCUCUCGGGGAGGAAGCCCUGCCGAGAUACGUUCUCUCCAUAAAUGAAGAAGAGCUAAGGCAAUGUGAAGAGAAUACAAAAGUCUUUGUUCGGCCUAUCAGCUCAUGGACCUGCCUGGUGGACUUGGAAGGGGUGAACAUGCGUCACUUGUGGAGACUUGAUGUCAAAGCCCUGCAGCGGAUCAUCGAGGUGGUGAAGGCCAAUUACCCUAAGAGACUGGGCCGACUUCUCAUCCUGCGGGCACCCAGGGUAUUUCCUGUGCUCUGGACGCUGGUUAGUCCGUUUAUUGAUGACAACACCAGAAGGAAAUUCCUCAUUUAUGCAGGAAAUGACUACCAGGGUCCUGGAGGCCUGCUGGAUUACAUUGACAGAUUAUUUCAGAUUUCCUGAGUGGAGAGUGCAUGUGCAAAGUGCCAGAGGGUAGACUGGUCCCCAGAUCUCUGUACUGGACCAUGGAGGAGCUGGAGAACGAAGACCUCAAGCUCUGCACUGAGACCAUCUACCACUCUGCAAGCAUCUUCAAAGGAGCCCCACACAAGAUUCUCAUUCAGAUUGUGGAUGCCUCUUCAGUCAUCACUUGGAAUUUCGACGUGUACAAAGGGGACAUUGUCUUUAACAUCUAUCACUCCAAGAGGUCGCCACAGCCACCCAAAAAGGACUCCCUGGGGGCCCCACCUCUCCAGGUAGGAACAAUGUGCAGCUCGUAGACAAAGUCUGGAAGUGGGGCCGUGACUAUAGCAUGGUGGAAUCGCCUCUGAUCUGUAAAGAAGGAGAAGGUUUGCAGGGCUCCCAUGUGACCACGUGGCCGGGCCUCUCCAUCCUGCAGUGGAAAUUCCACGGCAUGCCUGCGUGCGCCGUCAGCAGCCUGCCCCAGGUGGAUGAUGUGCUUGCGUCCCUGCAGAUCUCUCGCACAACUGUAAAGUGAUGUACUAUGCCAAGGUGAUAGGCUCCGAGGAUUUCAGAGGUUCCAUGACGAGCCUGGAGUCCAGCCACAGUGGCUUCUCCCAGUUGAGCCUGCCACCACCUUCUCCAGCCAGUCCCACUCCAGCUCCAUGAUUUCCAGCUAGUGCCAC
Messenger RNA from Symphalangus syndactylus (siamang), 2147 nucleotides. RefSeq names its product SEC14-like protein 1. The record is from RefSeq and is a predicted model, not a curated record. Gene Ontology annotation, cellular component: mitochondrial intermembrane space. Lineage: Eukaryota; Metazoa; Chordata; Mammalia; Primates; Hylobatidae.